Electrophorus electricus (electric eel) is the source of this 1180-nucleotide messenger RNA. It is a transcript of the gene apoa1b, whose product is annotated as apolipoprotein A-Ib. Gene Ontology annotation, biological process: cholesterol efflux; acylglycerol homeostasis; phospholipid efflux. NCBI's taxonomy places the organism in Eukaryota, Metazoa, Chordata, Actinopteri, Gymnotiformes, Gymnotidae. Gene Ontology annotation, molecular function: phospholipid binding; phosphatidylcholine-sterol O-acyltransferase activator activity; cholesterol transfer activity. Gene Ontology annotation, cellular component: high-density lipoprotein particle; low-density lipoprotein particle; extracellular vesicle. The record is from RefSeq and is a predicted model, not a curated record.
CUUGUCUCACUUUCCCCAGUCUCUUCCAGACCUGCAUCAUCAACAGCAGACACAUCAUGAGGUUUGUGGCUAUAGCACUGGCCAUUCUGUUGGCUGCAGGUUGCCAGACUCAUUCUAUACAGGCUGAUGCUCCAUCUCAGUAUGAACAUAUCCGGUCUGGAGUUGUAACUUUCAUGAAUCAAAUAAAGGAAAACUCAAAGCAAGCUAUUGAUAAGCUGGAUGAUGGUGAAUUCAAGGACCUCAAGGUGCAGCUUCACAAGGGCCUGGACAUGGUGGAGAACAUGCUCACAUCUGCCUCUGAAAGCCUGAAACCAAUCAGAGAUGGCAUUGGCCCCACUGUGGUGGACACCGUUCAUGAGGUCUAUGAUAAUGUGAAGAAAGACGUGGAGGAACUGCGCACAGACCUGAAGCCCAAAUGCACAGAGUUACGCACUGUGAUCAAGAAGCACCUGGAUCAGUACCGUGAGAAGCUGGAGCCAGUCAUCACAGAGUACCUGGAGAAGAAGCGUGAGCAGCUGAAGGAGUUCAGCGAGAAAAUGGAGCCUGUAGCCAAGGAGAUGAAGGUGUUGUUUGUCACCAAUCUGGAGGAGACCAAAUCCAAGCUGACCCCCAUUGUGGAAACCAUACGUGACAAGGUGACGGCUCGUGUGCAGGUGUGGCAGGCCGUGAUCAAACCUUAUAUCGAUGACUACCGUGAGCAGACUGGAGGCUUCUUCAAAACUCUACAAGAAGACUUUGAAUCUGGAAAACUCCAAGAGAAGUUUAGCAAGGUUGCCAGUGAGCUGAAGCCUCAGCUGGAGGGUGUAUUUAAUACCAUCCAAAAGGUUUUUGAAAAGGCAUAAAACAUCUCAGUCAUUUUGCUCUCUCAGACAUCCUGAAAGGUUUGUUUUUUCUACCAAUCCAUUUACCUCCAGGCCCUGUCAGCAGUAAUCAGGUCUGUAGGGUCUCAUAACCACAUGGUCUUUACAGGCAGUUGUGCUGCCCCAUGCAUCUCCUUAUUCACAUACACUUUCCAUUCACAUGAUGCAGGCUAAUGUGGUAUGAAGACCCUCCGUCACAUGAGUUCAUUCCAGCAAGCAGAUGUUGUGGAAUAUUCUUAAAUGCCUGGUCUUUUGCUGUACUUCUGUGUUGUCAAAAAAUUAUGACAAAAGAAUAAAUAAAAGAACACUGUUUCAUACUA